CCUCCUUCAGUCGGACAGAGAGCCUCUGAGCGCGCGCCCACACGCACCAAUCCCCAGCGCCUAAGUUGAAAGAUGUGCGCACCUUAGCGGCGUGUUUGGCGCCAACGGCGGAUUCUAAGUGCACGUGUUGUCACUCUUUGAUUGACCAUCGCGGGAGACAAGCGCACGGGAGCAGGCGCGAGCAUGUGAAAGAAGUUUGUCAGCAGAAUAAAAAAGAAGAUAAAGAAAUGGAUUCGUGGGAUCGCGUGCUGCUUUUGCGCACACUUUUCUUCUACUUGGCGCGUUUGGGAUUUACUGGCGCUCAAUUCUUCCCAGGCGGCUGUAACUUUGAGGACUCGUACAACAGUUGUGGCUACAGCGUCUCUCUGGGAACCAAUGGCUUCACCUGGGAACAAGUGAGCUCAUGGGACAAGCCCACUUUGGACCAUGCCAUGCAUCCAGGCGUGGCUACAGGCGGCUUCAUGGCGGUGAACGCGUCGGGCCGGGCAUCAGGUCAGCGGGCGCACCUGUACAUGCCCAAACUGAAGGAGAACGACACCCACUGCAUCGACUUCCUCUACUCGCUCUCCAGUCGGGAUGGAGCCAGCCCGGGCACGCUCAAUAUCUACAUCAAGGUGAACGGCGGCGCUCAGAGCAACCCGGUGUGGAACGUUUCGGACACCGUUACUGAUGGUUGGGUGAAGGCUGAGCUCGCCAUCUCCACCUUCUGGCCCAAUUCCUACCAGGUAAUAUUUGAAGCAGUUUCGGUCCAGGGACAUCCGGGUGUCAUUGCUGUUGACGACAUUCGAGUUCUGGCUCAUCCAUGCCGGAAGGCGCCUCAUUUCCUGCGUCUCCAGAAUGUGGAGGUGAACGUGGGCCAGAACGCCUCCUUCCAGUGUACGGCCGGAGGAAAGUGGUCUCAGCACGAUAAGCUGUGGCUCCAGCAGUGGAACGGGAAGGACACGGCGCUCAUGGUCACCAGGGUGGUCAACCACCGACGCUUCUCGUCCACCGUCAGUGUGGGCGACACGUCGCAACGCAGCACCAGCCGCUACCGCUGCGUCAUCCGGACAGAAGGCGGCUCGGGAGUGUCCAACUACGCCGACCUCAUUGUCAAAGCUCCGCCCACUCCCAUCGCCCCACCUGAGCUCCUGGCGGUGGGCGCCACCUACCUGUGGAUCAAACCCAACGCUAACAGCAUCAUCGGCGAUGGGCCCAUCAUCCUGAAAGAGGUGGAGUACCGCACCACCUCCGGAAACUGGGCCGAGACCCACGUGGUGGACGCCCCCACAUACAAGCUGUGGCACCUGGACCCCGAUGUGGAAUACGAGAUCAAGGUCUUGCUGUCCAGACCCGGAGAGGGAGGGACGGGUCCCCCAGGACCACCGCUGGUCACCAGGACCAAAUGUGCAGAUCCAGUCCACGGUCCCCAGAACGUCAACGUGGUGGAUGUCCGCGCUCGUCUGUUGACAAUCCAGUGGGAGACGUUUGGCUACGCCGUCACACGCUGUCACAGCUACAAUCUGACGGUGCAGUACCAGUACGUCUUCAACCAACAGGAGUUUGCGGCCGAGGAGCUCAUCCAGACGUCGUCCCGCUACACCCUAAGGGACCUCAGGCCCUUCGUCACGGUGCGACUGAGGCUGGUUCUGGCCAACCCCGAGGGCAGCAAGGAGAGUGAGGAGAUCGUCAAGCAAACGGAGGAGGAUGUGCCUGGCUCAGUGCCCAUGGAGUCCCUGCAGAACACGCCCUACGAGGAAAAGAUCUUCCUCCAGUGGAAGGCUCCCAAUGAGACCAACGGAAUCAUCACGCAGUACGAGAUCACCUACAAGGGCCUGAGCUCUCUGGACCCAAGCGCUGAUUUAACCACCCAGUGGGGAAAGGUGACCAAGCCCACCAACGAAACACACCACCUGUUCGUAGCCCUCUACCCGGGCACCACCUACUUCUUCACGCUCAAAGCCUCCACCAGCAAAGGCUCCGGCCCCCCCGUCACCACCCGCAUCACCACCAAGAUAGCAGCCCCCACGAUGCCCGAAUAUGAGUCUGACGCGCCGUUGAACGAGACCGAGUCGACCAUCACCAUCCUGCUCAAACCCGCCAAGUCCCGUGGAGCGCCCAUCAGCUCCUACCAGCUGGUCGUGAAAGAAGAGCGCAAGUCCAAGGCCCGCCGCGCCGCCUCCGAGGCCCCAGAGUGCUUCGCCGCCCCCUUCAGCGUCCGCAACGCCUCCGUGCUGAACUCACCAUACUACAUGGCGGCCGAGCUGCCGCCGUCUAGCCUGACCAUGGUGCAGCCCUUCACAGUGGGAGACAACAAGAGCUACGGCGGCUUCUGGAACCCCCCGCUGUCCCCCGCCAAGAGCUACAGCAUCUACUUCCAGGCCGUGAGCAGAGCCAGCGGGGAAACCAAGAUCAACUGCGUGCGUCUGGCGAACAAAGUGGUGAUAGGUAGGGGACAAAUAACCACGCCGUACAUUCUAGUCAUCCCAAGCGAAGGCGCGUCCACGCAGGACUCGGACGCCAUCGAGCCUGAGAAGCCCGUUGACGGCACGGUCAAGCUAGCCGGUGUGAUCACCGGCAUCCUCAUGUUCAUCAUUAUCCUUCUGGGUGUGGUCCUCACCUUCAAGCGCAGAGAGAUUCACACAUGGAGAACUCUGAGCGUGGGGAAGUUGGCCAAGAAGCACAAGGAGACGGCCAGCAGCUCCACCCAGCAGAGAGAGAUGGGGCCCGUCACCACGGCGGAUAAGAGCACCACCAAAGUCAGCACGCUGCACAAAGACGACCCCUUCUCCACCUCCAGCCAGGACCUCAACGGCUUCACCUCUCCCUCCUCCUGCUCCUUCUCCAUGCAGGGAAGCAAGACGCUGCAGAGCAAAUCCCUGCUCAAUUCCUACUACUCAGUGUCCAAAGAGCCCGUCCCUGCCACCACGUCCCUGGACAGCAGCCAGCCGUCGCUCGCCCAGCCCUCGCUGACGCUGCAGAGCUUCCCGUACGGCGGACGCGAGUCCGUGGAGCUCGCCUACCAGAGCGGUCAGUUCCAGGCGGGUCAGUUUCAACCUGCCAUCCGAGUGGCAGACCUCCUCCAACACAUCACUCAGAUGAAAUGUGGUCAAGGAUACGGCUUCAAGGAGGAGUACGAGGCCCUGGCGGAGGGACAGACGGCACCCUGGGAAAGCGCCAAGAAGGACGAGAACCGCAACAAGAAUCGCUACGGCAACAUCAUCGCUUACCCCACAGACGACCACACUAGGGUGCGACUGCAGCUGCUCGACGGAGAGCCCCACUCGGACUAUAUCAACGCCAACUUUAUUGAUGGGUACCACAGACCCAGACAUUACAUUGCCACGCAAGGGCCUAUGCAGGAGACAGUGAGGGAUUUCUGGAGGAUGGUGUGGCAGGAGAACUCAGCCUCCAUCGUCAUGGUGACCAACCUAGUGGAGGUGGGCAGGGUGAAGUGUGUGCGUUACUGGCCCGACGAGACUGAGGUUUAUGGCGACAUCAAGGUCACCUUGGUAGAGACGGAGCCGCUGGCCGAGUACGUCAUUCGCACCUUCACCGUUCAAAAGAAGGGUCACCAUGAACUACGAGAACUGCGACAGUUCCACUUCACCAGCUGGCCCGACCAUGGCGUUCCCUGCUACGCCACCGGACUGCUGGGGUUCAUACGUCAGGUCAAGUUCCUCAACCCGCCGGACGCCGGGCCCAUUGUGGCGCACUGCAGUGCUGGUGCAGGACGGACAGGCUGCUUCAUUGCCGUGGACAUCAUGCUGGACAUGGCGGAGAACGAAGGCGUGGUGGACAUUUUCAACUGCAUCCGCGAGCUGCGGUCCCAGCGGGUGAACAUGGUGCAGACAGAGGAACAGUACGUGUUCGUCCACGACGCCAUCUUGGAGGCGUGCCUGUGCGGCAACACGGCCAUCCCCGUGUGUGAUUUCCGAGCCAUCUACUACAAUAUCAACAGACUGGAUCCUCAGACCAACUCCAGCCAGAUCAAAGACGAGUUCCAGACCCUAAAUAUAGUGACCCCCAGAGUGCGGCCAGAGGACUGCAGUGUAGGUUUGCUACCCAGGAACCACGACAAGAACCGCAGCAUGGAUGUUCUCUCGGCGGACCGCUGCCUGCCUUUCCUCAUCUCUGUGGACGGCGAGAGCUCCAACUACAUCAACGCAGCUUUGAUGGACAGCCACAAACAGCCGGCGGCCUUCAUCGUUACCCAGCAUCCUUUGCCAAACACCAUGGGCGACUUCUGGAGGCUGGUGUUUGACUACAACUGCUCGUCCAUCGUCAUGCUCAACGAGAUGGACGCCGCACAGUUAUGUAUGCAGUACUGGCCGGAGAAAAGCUCCUGCUGCUACGGACCCAUUCAGGUGGAAUUCAUCUCAGCAGACAUCGAUGAUGACAUCAUCAAUCGCAUCUUCAGGAUCUGCAACAUGGCCAGGCCACAAGACGGCUAUCGCCUGGUGCAGCACUUCCAGUUCAUCGGUUGGCCGGCCUACAGGGACACGCCCCUCUCCAAGCGCUCCAUCCUGCAGCUGGUCAGGCGGCUGGCCAAGUGGCAAGAGCAGUACGACGGCGGAGACGGGAGGACCGUCGUGCACUGCCUCACGGGCGGCGGGCGUUCGGGAACCUUCUGUGCCAUCUGCAGCAUCAACGAGAUGAUCCAGCAGCAGAACAUCGUGGACGUGUUCCACACCGUCAAAACCCUGAGGAACAACAAGACCAACAUGGUGGAGACCAUGGAACAAUACAAGUUCUGCUAUGAGGUGGCUCUGGAGGCCCUCAGCUCCUUCUGAUUGGAGCGUCGCUGAUGUGCCAUCAAGGCAACAUGCGGACGCACAACAAAACACAAAACAAAGCUUUGCGUUGACGGACGCCAACCUGUCAGGAUGCGUGCGUCUGCGUUGGCUUCCGUCACGUUGAAGGACGUGUACAAAGGAAGAAAAGAAGAUGAGACGUUCAUGAAAGCUUUUUCGGCUUUGUGUGGCUGCAGGCUGUCAUGUGAUUAUUGUACAGUCUUUGACUUUUUAGAUUAUUCUACGCCUUGAAUGUUGUCUCCCUCGACAUGCUGGAUGCACACCUGCACACACAUGUGGCCUUGACUCCGCCCCCUGCCCGCAUUUCAAAGGACUUGUAGGGCGGAGUCACGUGCAACAGCAGCAAACCCCGCCUCUUUAAACCUGAGCAUCCUUGUGGGUCAGGAGAGAGGAGAACGCAGUAAGAAAAUACAUACAGGCUCCAGUUUGCUAAAGGGCGGAGCUAGACACACUGCUGUCCACUGAUUGGCUGCCAAAGAUGAAUAAGAGAGCUGAGUUAGCUUUGUAUUCUUUUUGGUCAACGGUCAAGAAGACAGAAGAGCUUAAGGACCACCUCAUGCUGCCUCUAUCAGAAGAGAAGGGCGAGAGUGCAGGUUUGAACGUUGUUGCAAACGUAGACGGUUGGACGAGUGGACAUGCUGGUGUGCAUCCACCCUCGCUGUAAAUAAGAAGACAACCACAGUCAAACAGUCAUCCCGUCCUUUCUUUAUGAUCUUGUUGCAUUCUGUCCACGUUGUCCAAACGUUGGGAUGUUUCUUUUCUUUGGUUUCAGCUGUGCUUGGACGCGCAUGCGGAAGAAGAAUACGCCAAAUGGGAGAAAUGAUUUCUUGUGUCCAUCAUUCAUGUUGUGGCCUACGAGACCAUCAACACUUGUCUUUGUUCUCCUCACAGAAGGACAAGGAGCAUCCUCUUACGUUCUUUGUUGUUUGUUACGUCUAUGUACAUCACACUGCUUUAUUUAUUUAUUGUUUUUUAUUUUAAUAUUUUUCUUAUUCUUUUUUUUAUUUUGCAUAAUGCAACUUUUUUUAACGUUUUAGCAAAGUGUUGAUCCUUCUUUGGUUGGUUGAUUUUGGGUCCAGACAGGCCCAGGCUGGUGAGGCCUCCACUUGAGCUGCUUUUGGCUUUUGUUUGGUUUUUGUCUUGAAUUUGUACAUUUGUUUUGGAUAAUUCCAAGAUGAUUUGUCCAGCAGAGUGUUUAGAUUGACAUUGGUUGUUUAGUUGUUUGAAAUGUGGUUAAUAAUAAAAUAAAAUAAAAUAAAGGGACCAAAAUGCUGAA
This is a messenger RNA of Dunckerocampus dactyliophorus (ringed pipefish), 6069 nucleotides long. It is a transcript of the gene ptprt, whose product is annotated as protein tyrosine phosphatase receptor type T. Lineage: Eukaryota; Metazoa; Chordata; Actinopteri; Syngnathiformes; Syngnathidae. Gene Ontology annotation, biological process: protein dephosphorylation. Gene Ontology annotation, molecular function: protein tyrosine phosphatase activity; protein binding. The transcript is spliced from 37 exons. The record is from RefSeq and is a predicted model, not a curated record. The coding region runs from base 228 to 4772 and encodes 1514 amino acids. Gene Ontology annotation, cellular component: membrane.